Molecule: messenger RNA, 3414 nt
Organism: Onychomys torridus (southern grasshopper mouse)
Lineage: Eukaryota; Metazoa; Chordata; Mammalia; Rodentia; Cricetidae
Gene: Prkx
Product: protein kinase X-linked
Exons: 9
Coding region: 284-1360 (358 amino acids)
Biological process (GO): protein phosphorylation
Molecular function (GO): ATP binding; protein serine/threonine kinase activity
Source: RefSeq, a predicted model, not a curated record
GUUGCGUCGUCGGCCCCCACCCCACCCCUACGGCUUAGACCGGUCUCCGCCCAGCCGGCUUCCGCCGGGAAUGAAGAGCGGUGGGGUUGGCGCUGGUCCCGCGGACCCUACACGUUCCCGCGGAGCGCCCCAGCCACUUCCAACAGAUCCCCCCGCCGUUCUGAGUCCGGCCGCGUGCGCUCCCAUUGUCUUUACGGCGGUGGGAGUUGGGAAGUGUGUGCGAGGCCUCUGCUGAUGCAGAGGCUGCCCUUGUUCCACCUUCGCACGGUGAGUCCCCCGCCCCAUGGAGCAACCCGCGGGGGCCGCGGCAACCGAAAAGGAUCUUGCGGCCAAAGACCGCUCCAAAGAUGCUAAGGUCUUGGCGCCAGGUGGGGAACUCCCGGCCAAAACAUCAUCCCCGCACAAAAGUGGACACGCGCUGUACGACUGGGACACCUUAGCCACUGUAGGCACUGGGACAUUUGGCCGAGUGAACCUGGUGAAGGAGAAAUCAAGCAGACGAUACUAUGCCUUGAAGAUCAUGAACAUCCCAGAUGUCAUCCGCCUGAAGCAAGAACAACAUGUUCAAAAUGAGAAAGCCGUCCUAAAGGAAAUCAACCAUCCUUUCCUCGUUAAACUGUUCUGGACCGGCCAUGACAACCGCUUUCUGUACAUGCUGAUGGAGUUCGUGCCUGGAGGUGAGCUGUUCACCUACCUGAGGAACCGUGGCCGCUUCUCCUCAGUUGCCGGAAUAUUCUAUGCCACAGAGAUCGUGUGCGCCAUCGAGUACUUACAUGCCAAGGAGAUUGUUUAUAGGGAUCUGAAGCCUGAAAACAUUCUUCUAGAUCGUGAAGGGCACAUCAAACUCACUGAUUUCGGCUUCUCCAAGAAACUUGUGGAUAGAACAUGGACCCUCUGUGGGACACCGGAAUACCUCGCCCCAGAAGUCAUACAGAGCAAAGGCCAUGGGAGGGCCGUGGACUGGUGGGCACUAGGCAUCCUUAUAUUCGAGAUGCUGUCUGGGUUUCCUCCAUUUUUUGAUGACAACCCGUUUGGAAUUUAUCAGAAAAUUCUCGCCUGUAAGAUAGAUUUCCCCAGACACUUGGAUUUCACGUCUAAGGACCUCAUCAAAAGGCUGCUGGUGGUAGACAGGACCCGGCGCCUCGGCAGCAUGAAGAAUGGGGUUGAAGACAUCAAGCGACACCGAUGGUUCCGGGGUGUGGACUGGGAGUCUGUGCCACAGAGGAAGCUAAAGCCACCCAUUGUGCCCAAGAUAACCGGUGAUGGCGACACCUCCAACUUUGAGACGUAUCCAGAAAGUGAGUGGGACAAGAUCCUUCCCGUAUCGGACAAAGAACUGGAAAUAUUCAAAAAUUUCUGAGGACAGGAACACACAUCUUCAAGGAGCAUGAGAAAUUCCAUACAGUGCCGAGGACAAGAACCAAUUCCGUUGCUUGUUUUCUGCCUUCUUGUUGAAAAACUAGAAGGAUUCAGUGUAUGUAUCCAACAUUCCUUCGAUCCUGGGGAUCAUUGUCCUCAGGACUUGGCCUCUUUCGACAACUCGAUACCUGCCUAGUGGGAAGUUCUUAAUACCUGUUAAACUGUAGGUUUUCCCCAUCUUUGUGAGUCUUGUGUUCAUGCUGCGGAUUUACGUUUUGUUGUGGUGGUUUCUCGACUUAAUUUUGUAAGUUUGAAUUUGACCCAUUUGGUUAUAGCUAUCACUGUGUAUGUGCACAGAAAUUGUGCACAACUGGACAUUUGGUACUUUGAUGUGCCUCUGACAUAGUUAUUUUCCAAAGCUUUCUGAAAAUCUGUCACUCUGCAGGUAAAAAGGGGUUCGAUAUAUGCAUUUUUGAAAUGCGUUUCUAUGCAUUUGGCAGGAAUCUGUGUAUGUUGUUUAUUUAGUCAGUUUGUUUAUUUUGUUCCUCUCUGGUCACUAUAAACUCGGAAGUCAGGAAACCACAUGCCCUGCAGACCCUCAUUCAAAUAUGGCACAAACAGGUGGCUUUCCCCAAUCUUCCAGUUUAGAUGUUUCCAGUAAAAUAUCCCUUCCUAAAGUUAAGCCAGAACUCUGCUUACUGCAUUAGCCACGUGGCAACCUGGGUGCAAAGACUGCCUUUUUAUGAUAGUACAAAUUUAUCCACAUUCCCCAAAGGGAACUUUAAGGAUCCACCCCUCAAUUCCCUCCUCUGUUGUAAAUGACAUUUUCUUCCUACCAAACUCAAUCCUGUUCUUCCAACCUUGUGCAUCUGUAAAAACUCAGGUUCCAGGCUGGGAACUUUUAUGAAAGUUUGUACAGAGCUGUAUUUUCAGUGAGCUUUCUCAGCCCUUUCAGUAUGCAAAAUAACUGGGUUAUGUACCAUGAACAAACAAACACACACAGGAAGUAGAAUUCAGGAUUAUAAUCAAGCCCUGUGAACAGACACGCUGACCCACAUAGGUGCUGUCAGCAUUUGAUAUUAAGUAGGAAAUAACGUAAAAUUAGCAUAGGAAAUAUUGCCUUAAUUCUAAACACAUAAAUCACCCAUUGUGUGCUUCUAAAGUACGUAGCAAUCUGACCCUGAUCAGAUUAAAUCAAAUUAAACACCUUUAAUUGGUCUGUAAAUUAUACCAUGUGAUGUCAUUGUAGUGACAUCAGGUAGUGCAUAGGAAUCGUAAUUUUUCAUUUUAAUAUUUUUAAUGUGUGUGCAUGUGGCUUCAGUACACAUGAGGGUCAGCAGAACACUCCAGAGACUCUGUAGCUGGACAUACAGGUGAUUGUGUGCUGCCCUGUGCAUGCUAGAAACCUCUGCAGCCCACAUAGUUAACAUGUAAAGGAAAUGAAAUUAGGAAGAGUGGUCGGGCCAAAACAACCAGGAAAAAGGUUGAUAGAUGAGGGAAAUAUGUCCUAUUCCCACCUAUGAGUCCAAGGAGGACUGUGCACCCAGCACCUUCUCAUAAAGCAAUGGGACAGUUAAUAAAUUACAAAUUCCUCAGGUGGUGGUUUGAUUUGACCAAAUACAAAAGAUAAAAUCAUCAGUAACCAAUACUAAUUUAAAAACAAAUCCUCAUGCUCUUCAACCAAGACUGACUUUAAAUUUUUUUUUUUUGUUUUUAGUGUUUAGUAGAGAUAAAGUACUAAGUGCUAUGGAAUGUUGCUUGUCUCACCUAACUAGCUGUUACAUGUUACACUGUAAAAUGUGAUUCAAUGGCUAAAUACUGUUCACAGGACCCUCAGGCUGUGCAAAUAUCUCAACAUUGGACCAAAAUCUAUAUCAGUCAAUCACCACUGUGCUGUUCGGUGAACCCUAGGCAAGAUUUAGCCUUGUGUGGGUCUCGAUGUUGGGGUAAAUAACCAGGGAAAGUAUCUAUCAUUCCUGGCUGUAGAUUUAGAGGUGUGUCAAUUUCCUGGGUUUUUUUUUCUGUGUGUGUGUGUGUGUGUGUGUGUGUGUGUGU